This is a messenger RNA of Vanderwaltozyma polyspora DSM 70294, 231 nucleotides long. It is a transcript of the gene SMX2, whose product is annotated as mRNA splicing protein SMX2. Gene Ontology annotation, biological process: spliceosomal snRNP assembly; mRNA splicing, via spliceosome. Bases 1 to 231 code for a protein of 76 amino acids. The record is from RefSeq and is a predicted model, not a curated record. Gene Ontology annotation, cellular component: catalytic step 2 spliceosome; P granule; U1 snRNP. The transcript has a single exon. Lineage: Eukaryota; Fungi; Ascomycota; Saccharomycetes; Saccharomycetales; Saccharomycetaceae. Gene Ontology annotation, molecular function: RNA binding.
AUGGUUUCUACACCAGAACUCAAGAAAUAUAUGGAAAAGAAAGUUCUUUUACAACUAAAUGGUUCAAGGAAAGUGGCAGGAAUUCUAAGAGGAUAUGACAUUUUUUUAAAUGUGGUUAUAGAUGAUGCUAUUGAAAUUUCAAAAGACGGGACGAAUAUCCCAUUAGGUUCACAAACUGUAAUAAGAGGUAACUCUGUAGUAUCGUUAGAGGCAUUAGAUUCGAUUGCUUGA